Melospiza melodia melodia is the source of this 5882-nucleotide messenger RNA. RefSeq names its product 5-hydroxytryptamine receptor 7 (gene HTR7). NCBI's taxonomy places the organism in Eukaryota, Metazoa, Chordata, Aves, Passeriformes, Passerellidae. Gene Ontology annotation, biological process: G protein-coupled receptor signaling pathway, coupled to cyclic nucleotide second messenger; circadian rhythm; chemical synaptic transmission. Gene Ontology annotation, cellular component: dendrite; plasma membrane. The transcript is spliced from 3 exons. Gene Ontology annotation, molecular function: G protein-coupled serotonin receptor activity; neurotransmitter receptor activity. The record is from RefSeq and is a predicted model, not a curated record. The coding region runs from base 30 to 1310 and encodes 426 amino acids.
GCGAGGCUCCAUGGGCUGCUUGCGGCAGCAUGGUGCUCGCCCUCAACGGCAGCCACCUCUCCGGUAACCCGCUGCGGCCGCUGGCGCUGGAGGAGCCGCGGGCGCUGGGCGGCGGCAGGAUGAUCGCCGGCUCCUGGCCCCCGCGCAGCCUGGCCAAGCUCGGCCCGUCGUCCCCCCCGUCGGCGCUGCCCACGGCGAGCCCCCUCCCCGCCAACGACUCGCAGUGCGGGGAGCAGAUCCUCAGCUACGGCAGCGCCGAGAAAGUUCUCAUCGGGGCCGUGCUCUGCCUCAUCACCCUGCUGACCAUCGCCGGCAACUGCCUGGUGGUGAUCUCCGUGUGCUUCGUGAAGAAGCUGCGGCAGCCCUCCAACUAUCUCAUCGUCUCGCUGGCCCUGGCCGAUCUCUCGGUGGCCCUGGCCGUCAUGCCCUUCGUCAGCGUCACCGACCUUAUCGGCGGGGAGUGGAUCUUCGGGCGCCUCUUCUGCAACGUCUUCAUCGCCAUGGAUGUCAUGUGCUGCACGGCCUCCAUCAUGACCCUCUGUGUGAUAAGUAUCGACAGGUACCUGGGAAUCACAAGGCCCCUCACAUACCCUGUAAGGCAGAAUGGGAAGUGCAUGGCCAAGAUGAUCCUGUGUGUCUGGCUGUUGUCUGCCUCCAUCACCAUUCCCCCGCUCUUCGGCUGGGCCCAGAACGUCAACGACGAAAAGGUUUGUCUCAUCAGUCAAGACUUUGGCUACACCAUUUACUCCACAGCAGUUGCAUUUUACAUCCCAAUGUCAGUGAUGCUUUUCAUGUACUAUCAGAUCUAUAAAGCUGCCAGGAGGAGCGCUGCUAAACACAAGUUUUCUGGUUUUCCCCGUCUGGAAGAAAUGGAAGGGAUUUCUGUGAAUGGACUUGUAAAACUGCACAAGGAAUCUGAAGAAUGUACUAAUUUUUCACGACUCCUAAAGCACGACAAGAAAAACAUUUCCAUCUUUAAAAGAGAACAGAAAGCUGCCACCACCCUUGGGAUUAUUGUUGGGGCCUUCACAAUCUGCUGGCUGCCCUUUUUCCUCCUCUCAACUGCAAGGCCCUUCAUCUGUGGUACAGCGUGCAGCUGCAUCCCCCUCUGGGUGGAGAGAACAUUUCUGUGGCUGGGCUAUGCAAACUCCCUCAUUAACCCUUUUAUCUAUGCCUUCUUCAACCGGGACCUGAGGACAACCUAUCGCAACCUGCUGCAGUGCAGAUACAGGAACAUCAACCGCAAACUCUCGGCCGCGGGCAUGCACGAGGCUCUGAAGCUUGCAGAAAAGCCAGAAUUUGUUCUGUAAGGUCACCCAUCCUCUACUGUGAUCAUUUUUUGUUGUAUCACGUUGCCUUUUCCCCCACAGGUUUGAAAGAAGUGUUGUAGGAAGAACCAGCACUGUUGAGCACUGUUAAUGCAGUCAGCAGGAAACAAGGUAGAGCCCACCUGUCCUAAUCAGCCUGGAAAAGCAAGAGCACCAUCUAGAGAAUUUGGGUCUAAGAGGAAUAUAAAAAAGGAUGGAAGUGAAAUGUAGCACAGGAUGUUUGAGCUGUUAGUGAGGAAAAAGCAAAGUUGGCCUAACCUGUUUGUUUGGCCCAAAAAAUAUUUAGUAGGUCUGAAUGUUGGAUGCACCUUGUGUCCCAGAGAUUCUUUGCUGUAAUAAAGACCUGAGAAUGGUGAAAAGUUAAUUUCCUUCCACUUCAGUAUUACAAAAAUAAAUCAUUAAAGAAGAAGCUGAAUCAAAGAACUUGUAUUCCUUAGAAAUAUUCUUUAUGAUAAAACCCCAUAUGUUCAUUAAACAUUAAUUUACUGGAUUGCCUGGAAAUGAACUAUGUUGUGAAAUUCAAUAUUGUUUUGCACAGCAACUGUGGCACUGAAAGAAUAUGUCACACUUCCAAUGUGAUUAAAGAGUUUGAGUAAAGUCACAUGGACCAGCAUCAACUGCUGCAUACAGCCCUGCAGCACAGUCAGCUGCAGUGCUGCUGUGCAAAUCACACCAGGUAAUGUUGUACUGUAUAUCUAACAUAACAAGUGUGUCUGAUUACAGUUUAUUUCAGGAUCUGUCUCGUCUUUGUCCAUCUCUUCAUUCUUUAAUUCUCUUGGCUUUCUCAGCUGAGCACUUCUCUAAUCUAGAUGGAGACUGUCUGUGCACAAGUAAUUUCUGUGAUGUAUGGCUGGUCCUUGCUCCAUUUCAGUAGUUAAUUUACUGUCUAUUUGAAAGCUCUUCUACUUUCUGGGACUUCUUUCUUUUCUCAACUCAGUAAGGAAAAAACAAACAUGAGACCUUAUGACUUCAGAGACAUCUGGACUUUAUCCUUAGAAUCUGAUUUUAAUCAUCACUUGUGCUUAAAGUGAUUUAAAGCCUUGCUGUGUGUAUGAAUAAAGACAAUUUACUUUUGCUGGUUCUAGCUUUUUCUGCCAUCAUUACAGUUUGUCCAAGUGUGUGAUCCUACUUCCCCUGACUUUAGUAACAGAUCUCUUCUGUCAGUGUAGCAGGGCCAAAUAGUAUAACAAUUUUUUAUUAAAAAUUAAAAAUAAUCAUAUUGGUUAUAUUAAUAUAUUACUAGUAAUGUAUUAAUAUAACAUGCAGCAAUUUUGUAAGAUACUAUUAUAAUAAAAUAAUAAUAAAACAACCCAUAAGAACAAGAUGAGUUCUUUGGCCCAAGUGUGCACUGCACACCAUGUUCCAGCUGAAGCAGAGGGUGAGGGUACAUGACUGAACAAACACUUCAAUCUUCAGAGCUUGAUCUGCCUUUUCAGAUAUUGGGACACCAGUGAGGAGACAUGUUCAUUAUCAAAUUGCCUCAGCAUCAAUUCCCACUUUAGGCUAACUUCUGUCCCUGCUUUCUCAAGUCUGAAGGCAAAAUGACUUCAAUGAGCACAGUGAUGCUCAUUUGGGCUGAACAUCAGGGGCAGUCAGUGCCAGAGCCCUUGUUCCAAGCUUACAGAGGUAACUGCAGACACUCGAGCCUCUCCCUGGCACAUGGCCAAGAGCUGGGUGAUGUGCUGAGCCACUGAAACAGGCUGCAGCAAUUUUAGAUGCAUUCAUGCACUGCAGUAGAGAGUACAUUUUGGCCUCAUUUUAACAACAGAAUUGUAGAGUAAGAGGCUGUAUCCCAACAUUAAAACAGUUUUCUAAAGAACUUUCAAACUUAUUUGGGACAGUCCUAUUUCUUUUAAAUGUUCCAAUAUUAUGCACAGGGACAAGAAGAGAUUUGAGCCCAGAAGAUCCACAAGCUCUGGAGUACAGGGUUACCUCAAGUAUAUUUUCCAUAUUGAACAUGAAAUGACUUUUGUUUAUUUAUUACUUAUCAGAGGAGCUUUUUUUGGUUUUUUUUUUUUUUUUGUUUGUUUCCAGCAUAAAUGAGAAGUUUUCAAGGCCCCUCUAAGUUUUUUUCCUGUAUAAGGACAUACAUGGGAAUGUACAAAUAGAUGUAUCUGGGAAGACUCCAAGUGGGACUACGAAACUCUGAAGAUGAUUUUAGAAUUCUGGACAGAAGUUUCAGCAUUUUUAUUCUGCAGGAAAGCCUGAGAAGCUGUUUCCUCCAAAUAAGAUGAUUUUUAUUUUUUUUUUUUUUAAUGGAAUAUGUGUCUUGUGAGUCAGAAAUUGACAUUUGCCCAGCUGUCACUAAAGGCAAUUGCUUUCCUCUGGGAAAACAUCCUGCAGGAGUCCAGCUUUCCUCUACCAUCUGUUUCAGGUAAUGAGAGCACAGGAAGGAAUAAGACUUGUUAUGGUGUUUAUACCAAUCCUGGAAGUUUUUGAGAUAAACAUCCAUAUUUGGUCUCUGGAUGUGUUUGGAAAGAAAAGCAAAACCAAUGAAAAAAUACUCCAAAAACCAAAACUCCACAAAGUUUUUUCAUACACCCAAAUCAAAAUAUUGACAAUUGAAUGGUGUUUCUAGAUGGAGCUGUAUUUGAGGGGAAAAGUGAAGAAGCUGAGAAGAUUAGAAGAACAUCCCACUGCCCAAGCACACAAAGAAGUUGAGAAGAAGAGAAAGUUUGCAGGCAGAAUUCUAAUGGGAAAAGGCUUUAGGAAGAACAAGAAGGACAAUAUUGUUUGGGAUUGUGAACAGGACAUUUCCUUUUUUAAAAACAUAAAUAAAUAAAUUGAACUGCAUCACAAUGUCUAACUGCAGCAAUAGCAUUUUUUCACUUAGAUAAUUCACCACACUUCUGACAAGAGAGUAAUACAAAAAUGGGUGUAUGAGAAGUCUAUGUCAACAUGUGUUUGUAGCAAAUCCAAGAAGUGACUGCACUCGUGCUCUCUGUGUUCCUCCAUGUGUUUCCAGAGGAAAGCCAGAAGGGUGAAUCAAAUAGAUGGGAUUGUGAAAAAAAAUGGAAAUAAAAGACUCCAGGAAUCAGCCAGAGCACAGGCAGGCCAGCAUAACACUGCCUAAGUGAAGAGGGGGAAAGUGAGAAUUGCACUCCCCCUGCCCUCUCAGCACAGCUUUUAAGAGGGAGACUGUCUGUGGUGGGAGCCUCAUUGCUGACACUUUGCCAGCUCCCGCCACCUGCCAGCCUGCACAUCCAAUACUGCAACACACUGUUGGCACUUGCCAAACUCCUGUUUAGCAACAGCCUUGCUGGGGAGAAAUAGAAAUAGCAGAAUGGUAAAACUGUGACUUGAUGAUAAUAUCUUAUUAUUAAUAUGCCUCUAUUGCUUCCCAUUUCAGUUUCAUAAGAAGAAAACCAAUAGUUUUCAUGCUCUGUUCUGAGCUAGCACCACCUGCAGAAAGAUGUGUCAAAGAGUGGCAAAUAAAUCUACUGCAACAAGACAAAGAAGGGAAUUAUGUAUCAAAUUAAUACUAUAAACAAUACAGACAAAAUCCACUCACUCUUUUGUCCCUGCUCCCUGGCAGGAAAACAGAUUUCCAGGCAGCCAUUGCUCCAAAGAGUGCAGCAUUAUUUAAACAACAUGAUGGAGUUAAGUUUUUGGAUUACUGACCAAGACACUGCAGUUACAGAACUGGAAGGUGUUGGAAGCAAUGCCAUUGGUUUUUGUGCUUUCCCUAUCUAUUUAAUUUUCAUAAUAUUUUUCUGAUCCUACAGGAAAAAACCCUAUUUAAAUUACAGUAUUCUUGAAGAAAGUGCAAGAUCAAUGUGUCAUCAAAUCCUCUUCACAGUUUGCUUAAGAAGUAAUUCUUGUCUUUUAAAAUGUUUCUCAGGAAGACACAGAGAAACAGAAAGGAGAAAAUUAAGAGACUUGGGGAAUGGUUGUAAUAUGCAAAAUUAUUAUUAUCCUGGAACAGAAGACACGUCUUAUUUCAAAUGCUGACGAGGAGAAGUUCUGAUUUCUCCAGGGAAAAAGAGUCAUGACCAAAUGUGCUUCAGAGCAGCCAGAAAAAGUCAAGCCAGACCAGGAAGAAGAAAAAUGAACAGUUGGCUUCUGAAGAACUGGAUGGAUUUAUAAAAUGUACUUCAUCUUCCUUUGAUGUGUGCUAAAAAUAUUCCAUGAGCUCAAUACAUUUUAUUAGAUACAUUUCUAUUGGAAGUGCUCACAUCUUGUUUGUUAUGGAGGAAAAUGCUGUUACAUACAAAUGAAAAUAGUUUUCUGCCUGAGAAAGCCAAAUAAUUUCAGCAAUAAGUUUGACAAAGGGUGGGGGGAAUGCCACUAAAACUUAAAGCCUUGUACAGAUUUCCACCACAUUUAAUUAUGUAGAAGAACAUUUGUAUGUUUACCAUGCUUGUGGAUCCCAGCACUGGUAUUCACAUUCAGGGAUUGUCAGUGAUACUGAAUGUAUUUUGCUGUACUAAAAAAGAAAGGUUUUCAGGCAAAUGUUGUCUCUGUGGAUGCUUUCAGAGCUUGUGUUAAAGAGAUGCUGUACACCUGCAAUGGCAUUGAGAACGACAACAAUAAAAGCCAAAUUUUUGUUAAAUA